This is a messenger RNA of Aspergillus tubingensis, 723 nucleotides long. RefSeq lists its product as uncharacterized. The record is from RefSeq and is a predicted model, not a curated record. The transcript has 2 exons. NCBI's taxonomy places the organism in Eukaryota, Fungi, Ascomycota, Eurotiomycetes, Eurotiales, Aspergillaceae. The coding region runs from base 1 to 723 and encodes 240 amino acids.
AUGACCCUAAAACCCCUAACCAGCAGCAUCCACAUCAAAACGCACCCAGCCCCGCGCUCCCUCUCCGAAAGCAAACUCAUUCUCUCCGCACUCCAGAAAUUCGGCGAAGUCGUGACAUUUCGAAAUCUAAAAUACGACCCCACAAACACAUCCCCCAAAUCCGCCCACAAUACCAUCGCUAUCUUCGAGUCCGCGGCCGCGGCGUCUUCAGCUAUUGCGGCGUCGCCGAUUACUAUCCCUGUACAAGUUCAAACACAAACACCAAGUCAAUCGCAAAGCCAGAGUCUAGAGGGAAAAAAUGAAUCUCCCUCGCAUACAGCUACACACUCCACACCAUCACCAUCACCAUCACCAUCACAACCCCAAGGACCGACCCUAACAUGCACGAUCCAACCCUCACGACAUAACCACGUCUCGGCGAUGACGCGUAACCCAUACCAUACAUUCUUCUACGUGGAUAAGGACAGCCAUAUGUAUAAGGAUCUGGUGAAGAGUGGCAUACCGUUGGAUUAUUUGGCGGAUGGGCCGAUGAGGAGGAAGGCGCAUGUGCCGGAGCGGGUGAAGAGGAUGCUGGAUCGGGAUGUGUGGAGGUUUGGGGGGAAGAGUUUGAUGGGGUUGUAUCGGUUUGGGGUGGAGAGUGAGAGUGAGAGUGGGAAUGGGAUGGAAGGGCAAGGGGAGAGGGAGAGGAAGGAUGGGGAGGGAGAGGGAGAGGGGACGAAGUGA